AUGGGCGAUACUGAACCUUCAGUUGUCUCGAAGCAUCUGUUGGGAAAGGAGCUUCUACUCAAGAUGGCUGCAGUUGUAUCAGGUGGCGGGUCUACCAGCUACCUCUCCCAGGUGGUAAUGCAGAUGGUGCUAUUGGUCCUCCUAACUGCGGGCAGAGCGAGGGCCGAUGCACCUAUCGUAAUGGGCGUGCAACUGUUUGUCAAUAACACGCCCACGGAGGUGUUGGAUACCACUGAGAAGGAGACGUUAGUAGUGAGUUUCCAGUUGGAUGCCCUGCCUGAGGACGCGUCUGGGCUGGUGGUUGUACAGGAGAACAGCGCCGACAGUUUCGGACACGUGAAAAUAUGGCCGGAUAGCUUCCCCUUAAAGGAAAUGGAGGGUGAUCUAACGGACACAUUCAACAUGACGGGGACUUUCCUCGGGUUUUCGAAGCUUCAGUUCCUGUUGGUGGCUCCCGAUGGAGAGCUACGGGCGCUGAGCAAUGAGACUAAUGUUAUGGUCCAGCGCGCAGACAAACUUCACGACCAGAUCUUCACAGCAGCCAUGAUAAUUUUAGUGGCCAUCGCUUAUAUCAACAUGGGAUGUGCCAUUGACUUGGAAAUCAUUAAAAAGACACUGAAAAAGCCUGUGGCGCCGGCUAUAGGCCUAGCAUCGCAGUAUUUAUUUAUGCCUCUGACGUCUUACACGCUGGGAUACUUUCUGUUCAGUGACUCCCCUGCGCUGUGGCUUGGGCUCUUUAUCAUCGGCUGCUCUCCUGGCGGCGGAGGCUCCAACGUCUGGACGUACAUGCUGGGCGGUUCCCUUGACCUCUCCGUCACCAUGACCUUCGUGUCCACCGUAGUUGCUUUCGGGGCCUUGCCUAUGUGGGUGUACAUGCUCGCCAGCACCAUUUUCCAAGACGGCAACUUCGACUACAUUCCGUACUCGAAGAUGGCGCUGAUGGUGGUGGGGCUGGUGCUGCCGUGCGCCGUCGGGGUCGUCCUGAAGAAGAUGCUGCCGAAGGUGGCCAAGGUGCUCGAGAAACUGCUUACGCCCGUGGCUGUUAUCUUCAUCAUCUUCGCCAGCACCUUCGGCGUCUACGUCAAUUUUUAUAUUUUCUAUUACUUCACUUGGAAGGUGGCGGUAGUAGGCAUGGCUCUUCCCUGGCUGGGGUUCCUGUUCGGCGGAGUGAUGUCCGUUCUGUGCAAAAGGCAACUCACGGAGGUGGUCGCCGUCAGUAUCGAAACGGGCAUUCAGAACACCGGCCUUGCUAUAGGAGUCAUUAAGUUCGCCCUCCAGAAAUUCUCUCCUUUGGGCGACAUCACCGUCGUGGUGCCAGUUGCGGUGGCCACGCUCACCCCGAUCCCGCUCCUGUUGGCGUACCUGUUCAAGCGACUGUACGAACGGCGCCGCAGGUCCAAGCUCGAGGGCAUUGAUGGGCCUUGUGAGAAUCCCGAUGAUCCCACGGCGUCUCCCUCCUCCUCCAACCUGAAGAUGACGCCGGCGAACUCACAGACGCCGCUUAGUAGAGACCUAAAGAAGUAGGGCCUCUGCCCAUCAAAGACGCGCGGAGGGAGUGUGGUUGUUUGUCCUCUUGUUCCCUCAUUGUGUUUUUAUUUAUGCCUUUUUUAAGGAAAUAAAGAUAUAUGUGAUCGAGUAUCCGUGAGGUAUUCAUAAGAAUGUGUUAAAGUGCGUGUAAAGUAUGUGUGAAAGUGUAGCAUCAUUUUAAUUCAUGGAGGUUAUACUAUAUAUACGAGAGAUCACAAGAGACUGUCCACUUCAUGUGACUGCAAGAGACUAGGUGGCUCAUUUUAGCCUAUGAUUCAGUCAAGCCUUUAUACUCCUGUAGUAGAAACGUUUAUAUAUAUGUGAUACCAGUAUAUAUGGAU
Molecule: messenger RNA, 1868 nt
Organism: Penaeus indicus
Lineage: Eukaryota; Metazoa; Arthropoda; Malacostraca; Decapoda; Penaeidae
Product: ileal sodium/bile acid cotransporter-like
Exons: 8
Coding region: 1-1524 (507 amino acids)
Cellular component (GO): membrane
Source: RefSeq, a predicted model, not a curated record